CCUUCUAUUUACUCCCUGCGAUGCCCAAACCGACCCCAAAUGCCUUUCUCUAGACGCACUUCCCCACUGCGGGAGAGGUGAUGGAGUUCUACCUGGAGAUCGACCCUGUCACCUUGAACCUCAUCAUCCUUGUUGCAAGCUACGUCAUCUUGCUCUUGGUGUUCCUCAUCUCCUGCGUGCUGUAUGACUGCCGAGGCAAAGAUCCCAGUAAGGAAUGUGCGCCGGAGAGCACACUGAAAGCCCAGCCUUCCAUCCGAGUGGUGGUGACGCAGCACAGUGCUCAUGGAUCCCACUGGGCAAGGGGACCCAGCCUUCACUUUAAGGAUCCUGCUCCGAUAGGGAAGAAAAGCACGGUGGUGUGAGACUACAGAAGGGAUGCCGAGAAGAGACCAACAAAUGUAGCAGAAAACAACUGUCCCUGUUGUGGCUCCUGCCCUUCCCAGGCGCACGUCCUGAUUGGCUGAGGAAACGGAGGCUCUGUCUUACUAUCUGCCCGGCUGGCUGCUCUCCUUGUGAAUAAAACAACUG
Molecule: messenger RNA, 528 nt
Organism: Rattus norvegicus (Norway rat)
Lineage: Eukaryota; Metazoa; Chordata; Mammalia; Rodentia; Muridae
Source: RefSeq, a predicted model, not a curated record